GUAGCUUAGGCCUGUGUAAUUGAUAAGAUGCAUCUGGCUUCAAGGCACAGAUUAAGUACAGAGUCAGGCUCUUUGUGUCCCUGGAGAGUCCAGUGGGGGUAGGAGCUAAGUCCCGGGACCACUAGCUGUAUAUAUCAGUGCCAAGAUAAUCCAGAGCAGGGAGAGGCAGAGAAGGAGGCAGCCUGCUGGAUUCUUCCUGCUGUUGAAAACUCACCCAACACUUACAGAGGAAAAUUUCCCCCCUCCUUUUCCUUGAAUGUUUUCCCAAACAUGAAGGAAAUAAGCUUAUUCAUUUUGGUGGGAUUUACAGGAGGCUUUCAAAUAUUUUCAAGUGCCUCCUCUCCAGUCAAUUGCCAGUGGGACUCCUAUGCCCCUUGGUCAGAAUGCAAUGGCUGUACCAAGACUCAGACUCGCAGGCGGUCAGUUGCUGUGUAUGGGCAGUAUGGGGGCCAUCCCUGUACUGGAAGUGCUUUUGAAACACAAUCCUGUGAACCUACAAGAGGAUGUCCAACAGAGGAGGGAUGCGGAGAACGUUUCAGGUGUUUUUCAGGUCAGUGCAUCAGCAGAUCAUUGGUUUGCAAUGGGGAUUCUGACUGUGAAGAAGACAGUGCCGAUGAAGACAGAUGUGAGGACUCAGAAAGGAAACCUUCCUGUGAUGUAGAAAAACCGCCUCCCAAUGUAGAACUGACUGGAAAUGGUUACAAUGCCCUCACUGACCAGUUUAGGAACAGAGUCAUCAAUACCAAAAGUUUUGGUGGUCAAUGCAGAAAAGUGUUUAGUGGGGAUGGAAGGGAUUUCUACAGACUGAGUGGAAAUGUCCUCUCCUACACAUUCCAGGUGAAAGUAAACAAUGAUUUUAAUUAUGAAUAUUACAACAGUAGUUGGUCUUAUGUAAAACAUACGUCGGCAGAACAUACAUCAUCUAGAAGGAAGCGCUUCUUUUUUAGGUCUUCAUCAUCUGCUUCGCACAGUUAUACUUCAAAUACCAAUGAAAUCCAUAAGGAAAAGAGUUAUCAAUUGCUGGUUAUUCAGAACACUGUUGAAGUGGCUCAGUUCAUUAAUAACAAUCCAGAAUUUUUACAACUUGCUGAGCCAUUCUGGAGGGAGCUCUCCCACCUUCCCUCUCUGUAUGACUACGGUGCCUACCGAAGAUUAAUCGACCAGUACGGGACACAUUAUCUGCAGUCUGGGUCCCUAGGAGGAGAAUACAGGGUUUUGUUUUAUUUGGACGCAGAAAAAAUCCAACAAAGUGGUUUUAGUUCAGUAGAGGAGAAGAAAUGUUCUUCAUCAGGUUUCCAUUUUAUCUUUAGAUCAUCUAAGCAAAAAUGCAAGGAAUUGGAAGAUGCUUUAAAAUCAGCUUCAGGAACCCAGAGCAAUGUACUGCGAGGGGAGCCGUUCGUCAGAGGGGGAGGUGCAGGUUUUAUAUCUGGCCUCAGUUUCCUGGAGCUGGACAAUCCUGCUGGAAACAAAAGGCGAUAUUCUGACUGGGCAGAAUCUGUGACUAAUCUUCCCCAAGUCAUAAAGCAAAAACUGACACCUUUAUAUGAGCUGGUAAAGGAAGUACCUUGUGCCUCUGCAAAAAGACUGUACCUGAAACGGGCUCUUGAAGAGUAUCUGGAUGAAUUUGACCCCUGUCAUUGCCAGCCUUGUCAAAAUGGUGGCGUGGUCACUGUCGUGGGGACCCAGUGUCAGUGCCAUUGCAAACCAUACACAUUUGGUAUGGCAUGUGAGCAAGGAGUCCUCGUAGGGAAUCAAGCAGGAGGGGUUGAUGGAGGUUGGAGUUGCUGGUCCUCUUGGGGCCCCUGUGUUCAAGGGAAGAAAACAAGGAGCCGAGAAUGCAAUAACCCGCCUGCCAGUGGGGGUGGGAAGUCCUGCACUGGAGAAACGACAGAAAGCAGGCACUGUGAAGACGAAGAGCUGGAGCACUUGCGAUUGCUUGAACCACAUUGUUUUCCUUUGUCUUUGGUUCCAACACAAUUCUGUCCAUCACCUCCUGUCUUGAAAGAUGGAUUUGUUCAAGAUAAAGGUUCCAUGUUUCCUGUUGGGAAAAAUAUAAUGUACACUUGCAAUGAAGGAUACUCUCUUAUUGGAGACCCGGUUGCCAGAUGUGGAGACAAUUUACAGUGGCUUGUUGGGGAAAUGCAUUGUCAGAAAAUUGCCUGUGUUCUACCUGUACUGAUGGAUGGCAUACAGAGUCACCCCCACAAACCUUUCUACUCAGUUGGUGAGAAGGUGACCUUUUCUUGUUCAGGUGGCAUGUCCUUAGAAGGUCCUUCAGCAUUUCUCUGUGGCUCCAGCCUUAAGUGGAGUCCUGAGAUGAAGAAUGUACAGUGUGUGCAAAAAGAUGCCCCUUUAACACCGGCAGUACCUAAAUGUCAGCGCUGGGAGAAACUGCAGAAUUCAAGAUGUGUUUGUAAGAUGCCCUAUGAAUGUGGAUCUUCCUUGGAUGUAUGUGCUCGAGAUGAGAGAAGCAAAAGGAUACUGCCUCUGACAGUUUGCAAGAUGCAUGUUCUCCGCUGUCAGGGUAGAAAUUACACUCUUAUUGGUAGAGACAGCUGUACUCUGCCUGCCUCAGCUGAGAAAGUUUGUGGAGCGUGCCCACUAUGGGAAAAAUGUGACACCCAGAGCAACAAAUGUGUCUGUCGAGAAGCAUCGGAGUGUGAGGAAGAAGGGUUCAGUGUUUGUGCGGAAGUGAACGGCAAGGAGCAGACAGUGUCUGAGUGUGAGGCGGGCGCCCUGAGAUGCAGCGGGCAGAGCUUCUCCAUCACCAGCACCAGCCCCUGCGCUGCAGAAACCCAGUAGGCUUCCUGGAGGGCCCGGUCGUCUUGCUCGGAACCCAGCAGGCAGCUGGGGCUGAGUUAAAGCAGCUGCCUAUCUGGGCGCCGGGACAGCUUUUCCAGCACGGACGCACGUUCUUUCUCCUUCUCCUGUGUUCUCUUCUUUCCUCAAUUCCCAGCCAUUUGUAUAACCACAACCCUUUGUUCUCCCAAACCUGAAUCUGGAUACUCUUUUUUUCUUCUUUUUAGUAUCAGUCAGGAUGAAGACAUUUCAUGAGCCUUUGCACAAGCUAGCUCUGUGUUUUUGGAAAAAUUGCCAACUUUUCUGGAACUUGACUUUUUUUUACUUGUAACAUUAGAGGAUUAGACUAGAGACACUUGAAUGCUUCCUUCAGCAAUAUGAUUCUAUUAAGUAUGAUUGACCCAGCCCGUGGGCCAGAGCACACUCUACAAACUGAUUAGGAAAACAGAAAGAACAGGAUUUCCUGAUUAGAGAGAUUGGCUUCCCUCAGUGCAACCAAAUUCAAAGUGGACCUUGAGUGACAAAAGACAGAUGCAAUUAUUUCCGUCCUGAGUAGUAAUCUCAUGCUUCACCCUAUUGAGUCAGCCACCAGUAAGGAUCCCUAUUCCUGUCAGGAGAUUGAACCACUGAAAUGUCAGAGCAGAAUUCAUCAUGCUAUAACCACAGGGGCACUCUUUGCCUUUUUGUCUAAGAACAAAUACAAUUCAGUCUGCUCUUUGGGGUUUUUCUUUAGUAAGCAUCAAACACAAGACCUGUGAUUUGCCCCUCUUCUUUUUUUGUUAUGGAAGAAGCAUCAGUUCACACCGGAGGUAUUGAGUGAUUGCAUAUUUGAGAAUAGUUUUCCCUAACAUGGAUACACUCCCAGCUUUUUCAGGGAAUAUGGAGGUAGAUUAGUUUGAAGCAUUGGCCUUCUAUUUAUCCCUUAUUCAUCUUUCAUCAAAACAAAAACAUGGCUGUGGGAGGUGAAAUGAGUGGGCUUGAAUGAAAUUUAAAGUAUGUUUUUAUAUACAACCACUAUCUCUAUAUUGUUCUCAUACUGAUAAAUACAUUUCAACAAAACUUCAGUUAAGAUGACAAGGAUUAGAAAACUCAUUAAAGAUACUAUUCUUCA
Lemur catta (Ring-tailed lemur) is the source of this 3910-nucleotide messenger RNA. RefSeq names its product complement C7 (gene C7). Gene Ontology annotation, biological process: immune response. NCBI's taxonomy places the organism in Eukaryota, Metazoa, Chordata, Mammalia, Primates, Lemuridae. The record is from RefSeq and is a predicted model, not a curated record. The transcript is spliced from 18 exons. Gene Ontology annotation, cellular component: membrane attack complex. Bases 271 to 2802 code for a protein of 843 amino acids. Gene Ontology annotation, molecular function: protein binding.